Molecule: messenger RNA, 24190 nt
Organism: Xyrichtys novacula (pearly razorfish)
Lineage: Eukaryota; Metazoa; Chordata; Actinopteri; Labriformes; Labridae
Source: the annotation of a GenBank genome assembly
AAUGUUUGAUGCCGGGGGUGUCCUGAUGUUGCGGUCCUGCGGUGUGAGGUCUAUACAGUGUUAUGUGCUGUAUACGGCCACGGAAUGGACAUCAGCGAAGUUUUUAGGUAACGCUACAACUCCUUCGAAUUAUUAGCUUGCUUAGCUAACGUUUGCUAUCUGCCGUCCGAGUAGGAAACACACGGAAGUUUGUCGGUAACAAAACAAUGUUGGAUAAAACACAUACCGAAGUAAAACCAAAAACUUACACAGACGAGCCCAUUUGAUAUUAAAGCGGCCCUCACGGUCCCAAUAAAGAAGCGGAAUCCUAUCGUGUGGUUCGUUAGCUGGAGACGCUAGCUCACUACUUUACUUUGCCGUCUGGUCUACGUCAUACGCUGUAACGUCUGGGCUCUUUGUUACCUAGCAACGGCAGUGAUAACUGUAUGCCAAUAGAUAGACUUAAACUUUCGUCAGUUAGAUGGCAAAAACAUAAAAAAUUAAAUUGUUUGAUGAAUUUUCAGGGUAAUAAGCGCAGAAUUUAAAGGUUUCACUCCGUGUUGUCAUAUUUUAAACCCUUGCAGAUGUUACUGUGUUGAUGUAGUUAAAGCUGUUUUAUUGGGCAUGCUUUCAAUCUUUUAAUAAAUCACUUUCAUCUGUGUUUACUGCCUUUAAGUCCAGAAAUGUUUCUCACCUAUUGUUAGGUGCACUAUAGCACAGUGAUUUCACCCGAUGUCAGCUAAGCCGACGGCCCAGUUAGCACCCCUGCCAUGGAUAGAGAUCCUCUCAUACUGGUUGCUGUCCUUUGGAUCUCAUCUGUACUCUUUCUACCAACUGCAUUUAUUUUCCAAAGGUAAAGUAGAUGGAAUAUAUAUUUAAUAAUAAUGAAGUGAGAAAAAAAGAUUACGUAAACUUGAUUCUCAGAUAUUUUCUUUUUUUCACUUCAGAACAUGAAGCAGGAUUACAGAGAGAAUUCCAUUUAGAAAAAGGCCUUCUCAAGGGUUUUAAAAAGGUAAGUUUAAUGUUGAAAUUGUUGAAUUUAAGGCCUUUGCUAACCAACGUUUGCACAUUUUAUGCCCCAGACUUAUUUAAACUAAAUACCCCGAAACUUUGACUACCUGAAGCUUGUUUUAUAUGGUUGCAGUAAUAUUUAUGUUGAAGUUGCUUGUUUUCUCAGGACCUCUCUGACUUUGAGUGGAGUUUCUGGACUGAAUGGGCAAAGAAGUCUUUGCUGUGGACUCUAAUUGGUCAUGGUGUAAUAUCAAGAUUAACCAGCAUUUUUUAUCCCAGGGUAAGAGACAGCUCUUACAGUAGUAUGAGUCAAUUAUGGCUAUUACGUGUGAGAUAUUUUGGUCCGGUUUUGAUCUUUGAUUUUUCUCAACAGUUGAAGGUGCCAGCAAUCUCAUUGUAUGGAUUCUUAGCAGCGAGUAGAGUGCUGGGGAUCAAAGGCGUGAAUGUGCUGUUGGUACAUCUUGGACUCUCCUUUCUAGUAGCCCAGCUUCGAAAACCUGCUCUGACAUGGGUCUGUAACCUGCUGCUACUCUCCACACUUCAGAUCCAAUGGCUGCAAGAGAUCCAGGUAAAGAUUAAAGUAGAGGACAGACUCUAAAUAUAAUUUCCCAUUAGUGUUUACAAAAUCACAACCUCAAAUCUGGGAAGGAUUUGGGUGAUUUAGAGCUUCUUGAUGUCUACACUGCUGUACUAGCAUUGUAUACAUUUUCUGUGUAUUUUUUGUGGCUAUUUCACUGUCAUUCAAUGUUGGUAAUUACUUCAGAUCAUAACAAUUUUGCUGAAUGUCAUAUUUUUAUAGAACACAAGGGGGAGCCUGAUAGUAAGGGAAUGUCUAUCUUGUCACUCACCACCCUUAUUCAUGAUCAUACCCUAGAUGAAAGUUGAGUAAAUGUACUGAACGCAUCUAUAGUAAGCAGGUGAAUUCUAUUUUUUUUAACCCUGCGGUCAAGCCUUUAAAUAAACUCUACCUGUGAGAGACAGAAUGAAAAGUGCUCACAUACAAUCCUGAUAUUCUAAAAGACAAAAAAUGUACUGUAGUGAAAAUGUAGGGAAGUGAUUUUCAUAUAAGAUUUUUCCAAACCUAAUUCCUAGUAUUGGAAAAAAAUAUUCGAAUGCCCUAAAAUGAGUUUUAAACCAACUUAGAUUUUAAAUUCAUUUGUACUUUGACUUUUGAAAAUCAAUUCUUCUUAACAAGACACACUCUGGUGGGAUUCAGAGCCCUUUCCUCCAACCUGUCAUCCUUACUCACUCUUAAAAUGCAUAGUGUUUGACAAAUCAAGCAUAGUCACAGUGGUUCAUAAUUUGAAAGUGAAAUAAACAUGACAGCCCUGUGCAUGAGCCCUAAAAGUCUGCCUGAUUUGUUGCUGUUUACCCAAACUCUACAUUGGGAAGUAAUGGUAUUCCUGGUACUGUCAAAAAGGCCUCAUUAAAAGCUGUCUUAAGACUACUGAUAUAAAUACAUGUGCACAUUUUCAGCAGCAGUUUUAUAAAUCUUGGGUGAUGUGUUAAUGCUCCCAUUUUUAUCAGUGCUCUAUUUUGACUGAAGGUAUGGCUUUAAGCAUGAGUCUUAGUUUAGUUCCAAACUGUCACUUUUUAUAAAGAGAUUUCCCAGAAGUGUGUUAAAAAUAAUUGGCGCUUCCUCUGCAUUACACAGAGAAGCUGGUAUAAAACCGAGGAGGAAUACUACCUGCUGCUCUUCAGUGUUGCAGUCUGCGGUCUACGCUUCAUCAGCUUCAGCCUGGAGCAUUGCUGGUGCCCUCCAGACCGUGGUAGAAUUGUGCAGCUCUGCUGGUUGUUUUCAUACACCUUCUAUCACCCAUUCUUCUACAAUGGACCCAUCGUCACAUUUAAAGACUACAUUGAGCAGGUAGGAGAGAUGGCAUAAGCGUCUCUGUGUUCAACUGCAUUUUAGUUUGAAAUUGCCUCUUUUGUUUUGGUCUGGUGGAGGCUGAGGAUGAUUGCUCCCCCUGAGUACAGGUGAUGUCAGAUAUAGUGGACUAUUUAUGAAAUGAUAGUCAGCUGAACUUUUCAAACUUGUUCAGAUAGAUCUACUGUGUCCUUUGCCUAAUGUUGUCAUUCUGUCACUUCUGAAGUUUUUGGGUGAAUCUCUCUAUCCUAUUCUGUCUGUGUUUGUUAUUUUGGCAGUGAGGAUUCAAAAAGCUACCCUCGAAAACAUGCUCAUGUUUUACAUUUUUAGAUGCAGAUGCCUGCUGAGAAGACUGACAGGAACCAAUCUGCUUUUACUUUCGCUGUGCUCAGAUCAGGGCGGAUCAUACUGUGGUGGUGUAUCGCAGAAUACAUGAUUCAUGUAAUGUACAUGCACUCUAUCCAGUCUAAUGAGACCUACUUGGAGAUACUUCCUCCUUGGGCCUUGGGUAAGUCUGGACAUAUUUUUGGCUUUCGAGUUCUGUGUUAUAUGAAGUUUUACCUCAAAAGUUUUUCAUAUACUUCAGACACACGCUGAGAUGCAGAAUCUAGAUGCAUGUUACACUGGCAGGAGUCUGUUGGUUCUAAAAAUCCUUUAAACUUGCUGAUUACAAGCUCACACAUUUGCUUCAGUUCAUAAAUCAGUCAUUGUGAUCUGUUACGUAAUUUUUAUUAUAUUUAAGUCAAAUCGUGUUCAGUAAUUAUUAAGUUGCUCCAAGUUUUUCGUUACCAAAAGUAGAAUCAACUAGAGUUUGUGUCCUCUGUGAAUCCUCAUUGAGUCUCUGAACAACUGGAGCCCUAAGUAGUGGUGUUUGCAUAGCUGUAUGUUUUGGUAAGGAUACUGAAAGGUAACUAUUUUCUGGGCUGUCUCUUACAUCUGGGAAUUUAGAGUUUUUUUCACUUAUGAGUCAUUUCAGUUAUAGUAAGUAUUAAAUCAGUAGCUUUAAUUUCCAUUUAUCAUAAGUCAUCCCCAACUUGUUUUUUUUUUUGUUUGUUUUUUGCCCACAGCACUCCUUAGUUUUUCUUAGCGUCUUAAUUAUAUCAACAGAAAUUAUAUUUACCACUUUCUAACACCUUUUAUGAGCCCUCAGUUUCUUCCAAUUUUAAUCUCUCUGUAGGGCAAACAGUUUGAUCAUAAAAAAGAUGUUUCAAGCUGUACAAAUCUUAAUCCCACCAAGGCAAAUUUUGGGCCGUUGAAAAGACAUUCUGAACUUGAAAUGCAGGAAAUUGUCUUUACGAGAACUGGACUUGUCUUAAUUAAUAAAGUUAGAGAGAAUAAUCUGAUCAUCUAAAAUUUCUCACAGGUGGACUUGCCCUGGCCCUGGUCCAGUUCUUCUUUGUGAAGUAUCUGGUUCUGUUUGGCCUCCCAUCCAUGCUGGCUACUCUGGAUGAACUUGUCCCCCCAAAGCUUCCUCGCUGUGUCAGCAUCAUGUACAGCUUCACAGGGAUGUGGAGGUAAGUUUUAACAGCUUAACACCACUGAGAGAAAUACAGUAUUUUAUUGAUCCUACAUCAUUUUCAACACUUGUGUGACUGGAAAAUUUUGUGUCCGUUGUAUCCAUGGGAAUAGGUAAAUCUAGUGUCAAGUGCCUGAAGUGCUCUCUUCACUCAGGCAAUAAAAUGUAGACUGAACAAGGAGAACUGUUUCAUCGUCUGCCAUUACCGCCAAUCAGUGCAAUAGGUCACCUCUGCACUAAAAUCAUCACUGUAAAUAUUGUAGAGUGUUUUAGACUGUGGAUAGAAUACCUUUUUCUUUGGAGCAUCUUGUCAGUAUAACUUAGUUAGUUUUGAAAGUAACACGAAAAAUGUUAUACUGAAUAGUAUAUCACUAUGGUAAAAAUAUUCACAUAAAAAAAGUUUUUUGGGAGGGGGCUCAGUGGUGUUAUAUGGAAAUUUUAGGCACACACACAAAUGCGUACAUGCACAUACACUAACACACACAUUCAGAAGAACCUUUACAAAGAGUUGACGAAAUGCUGAAGGAUUACAACAAUCAUCAAGCUCAAUUGUGUACAGUCAUGUAUAAUAAGACUAUACCAAGUUCAAGCUGAAGGGGUCACAAUUGCUCAAGUCAAUAGUCACACACACACACACACACACACACACACACACACACACACACAUACACACACACACACGCAUACACACACACACAGACAAAGCACAGUUUGCUGCCUGGGGAUAAAACUCCUUCAUCAGCAAGACUGACCCUAUAAAAAGCUCUCAAAAGACAAGCUACUUUACACUGUUUCGAAAAAUGUUAAUGUCAAGAUGUGUUUGAGUUUAUCACUUCACUCUGAGGGUUGGAUGUACAGCAAUUAGGACAAAGAAAAAGGGUUUGGGCUGAUGUUCUGUAAAACAAGCUGUAAUGUAGACUCAGUUGCCUAUUUACUAGAUACACAACACUGGAACUGUUGUUGUCUAACCCCAAUCUAUUCUGCAUUUAUUUCAGUUAUUAAUGAUCAGUAUUUGCUGAACUGUGGUAAGGGAGUGGUAAUUCACCUGUAUGGUAGUGUUAAAGGCUGCAUGUGUGGACUAUUCCAGACUUCAUUUCUUUAUACCAACAGACUGUAUAUUAAAAUGAACAUCAGAAGAGUUCACUGACUGUGAAGCCAAAAGAUAUAGGGCUCCCCCUGCUGACUGUCUGCUGUUUAGGUUAUUAUACGCACCUCGCUCAUCUUCAUCACAGUUUUUUCAUACUUAUUAAUGUACAAGAGGGCUGUCGCAAUAUUCAGGUAUUGAAGAUAACAACAUUUAUUAACAUAUUGCAUAUUGGUACUGUGUUGAAAUAAGAAAACAGUAAUACCUUGAGUUCAUAGAGGUGGUCCUUGAUGCUUGUUUCCAUGCAUUAUGGGGGAGUGACAGAGGAGUGGCAGACUGCCUGUGAACUGUCUUGAAACAGCUCUCUAAGAGCUGAUUCAGCACUUUAAAAAAAACAAGAUUUCAUGAGUUGUGAAGCUUGUGUCACUUUGAAUCACUAAUCUAAUUGAACUUUAAUACUCUUGGACUUUCUUCUGUUACCAUUCAGUUCCCUAACUCAAUUACAGGAAGUAGCUUAUUUUUCAAAACAAGAGCAUAGUUUUAAAAUGCAUGAAGAAAAAUCGUUCUAUCAGGCAAUGUCUUCUUAAAAGAAGUUUCAGUUACACAGCCAGCGAUGUAGAUAAAUUAUAAUACUUUUACCGAAUUAGAUUCAUGCUUUUUCUCAAUUGUAUUUGCUGUGUUGUUUUAAAUAUCAACUUUUCCACGAAUAUCAUGAUAAUAUGGUUAUCGUGAUAUUUUUUGACCAAGAUAAUAGUGAGACAGUGUGACAGCCCUAAUGUACAGUUUAUUUUCUAUGAGUUACUUGAUGCUACAAAGGGGGGAUGUGAAAUCAUGACUGACAAAUACGACCUCCUGCAGGGUUUUGUUAAGAAGACCUUCCGUGAAUGUUGUGUGAUCAAGAAAAGAAUCUAUGUGUAAUAAAAAUACUGAAAACUACAGCUUUCAAGAUCAUAUUCAAAUACUCUGCAAACAGCAGCCAAUAAAGUGAUGAUGAUUUAAGAUUUGAAGAAGAUACUUUAAAAUAUUUUUAUUAUUUUACAUCUGUUCUGUGACUAUUCAGAUAGUUUCAAUAAACAGUAAUACUGUUAACAUGAGUGAUGAUUGGAUCCAUUGCAGGACUUAUUUCUAAGUGUAAGGGUAUUAGUUUAAGCUUGAUGACUCCAAUAAACCUGCACCUGAGUGUAUGAAAAAGGCUCAGAAAUGCAAUUGAACUCACAAAAGCAAAAAAGUAUCGUGAUUUGGCUAAAGUGGAGUGUUUGACAGUGAGUAAUUGAGCAGUGAGUCAUGGUUGUACUGUAAAAUGACUUGGGCGUAAUGGCAUAUUAAUUCAUUUUCUCAUACAUACUAUGUAAAUAGAUUAACCAAAAUUAAAGGUUCUUUUAAUGUGGAGUGCGUAAAGUCGAGAUUGAAGGAUGUGUGUUUGGUCCUGCGGUAAAACCCCCCUGGCCACAGACAAGAUGGACCAAUGUGCUGACGCCGAUGCACUCCAAUCCAGCCUGUGUGUGCUGAGCUGGCCAGUGUUGACAACAUUGAUGGAAUGCAUAAAGCUGUCCACCGACAUCAUUGACGAAACCGCUUCAGUUUAUAGGCUGCAGGAAAAGAAACCCCACAAAAUGCUUUGUCUAAUCUUCUCAGUGGCAGAUAUACACAUGCAUCCCACAUACUGCACAUGCCUCGCAUAAUAUGAGCUGCAGUGCUCAGGUGUUUCAGUGCUAUAUUAUUAUGUAAAUUUGUGACUCAAAUAUCCUUUUUUGUUCUCCGGCAGGCACUUUGAUGAGGGCCUGUAUCGAUGGCUCAUCAGGUAAGAGGCACUCAAUGAGCGCUGGACGGACUAAUUCAGAUGUUAAUGCUUAUAAAAAAAUGUGAAAUGGCUUUUAAAUCAAAUCCAGCUUUUGUAUCAGAAUAUCUAUUUAUGUAUCUGCCUGUUUCUGUAAGUGUCGUUUUCUGUUUGCCUGCCACUGUGUCUCCCAUUCUGUCUCAUUCAUUUUUCCUGUCCAUCUGGAUAAUAAAUUUUAUCAGUCUGCUUGUCUCCCUAUCAAUCCAUUCCAUGUAUCAGUCUGUCUCUCUGUCUGACCAAUUAAUUCUGUCUGCCUGUCACCCUGGUUUGUUCUCAAUUCUGCCUGUCUGUCUGAUCGAAUCUUUCUGUCUGUCUAACCAUUUCUAACUGUCGUCUUUGACAUAUUAGCAGUAUAUCUGCUUGUCUUAUCAGUUUUUCUUUUUGUCUAUCUGCUUGAUCUUAAAAACUACUACUAUUUGCUUAUCCGUCUAAAAUUUACAGUCCUCUGUUUCUCUACUGGUGUUACUGCUUUAAUCACUCUACACCAGGUGUGUAUGGCAGACUCACUGCCUGUGCAGCACUGAACUUGUCAGUUGUACAACCCAAAAAGGUGCCAUUCUCCUGCUGCCUGCUCACAUCUUUCAUUAUAAUGGACAAGGAUGCUGCAUUUGCAUAUAGGCUUUCUCAUGAUUAUGAGUUUGAAUGUCACUGUGAAUAAUGUUUCUGUUGGGUUACCAUUUCUGUAACACCCUAUAGUAAUGCCUCUUUGUACAAUCUGUGCUUAUGCAGUGAAAGCAUUGUGUGUUUGCUCAAUCACACUUUGGACAACACACAUUGUUAGUUUGCUUACCUUUAAUGAUGCACGCUCGACUGAAUGCAGCCUGUUGGGGGUUUAUGGUACACUUGGUAGAUGCUGGUUGCGACAUUAAGGCAACAGUUGCACGGUUGUCAGAGCUCACAAUGAGAGACUAUGAAAAUGCUCUCUAAUGAAUGUUUGUGUUGACCUGUUUUUCUUUUUGUUACAUCUGCUUUUGGUUUGUUGAAGAGUUUAAAGUGAAAUAUUGUAUAUUAGACCGUAAAAAUGAAUCCAAUUAGUUUACUUAAGAUCCAGAAAUUUAAAAUGCAAAUCCAAGUUUCCAUUUUAGUCCACAUCCAAUGGAAAUUGUUUUCUCCCCCUUGAUGGCAUCACUUGUAAUUAUCCCUCAGCAGAUGCAAAAUGAUACCCAUGACACAAUGCCCUAACGUUCCUUCCUGUGAAAGUGCUCUUAAAGAGGUUUUAAUGCGGUUCUGAAAUUCUGCUGAAAUUGUCUGAAGAGAGCUAGAUGAGUGCGUAGGUGUUCAGUGAUGUGCUCUACAUGACUCACUGACACCCCGUCUCCCUGGGCAGCUAAGUGGCUCAUUCUUCACCAUUCCAUUACGCAUUCUCUGUAUGCUGCUGUGUCUUAGGGUCUCUGUUUUACACACAUAAAGAGCACUCAUUGUCCGUGUGAUUGAGUUAUUACAGAAACAUACGAGAAAGGGUGUUUGAUCCUGAAACCUGAGGGAGAUUAGUUGUAAAUAAAUAAGUGGAAGUGUGGUUUGGGUUGGCCCAGGGGUCAGCAUUUCACUCUCAAAGCAAGAAAGAUCAAGAACACUCAAUGUGUCCUAAAGUCAAAAAGGAGAAAAGAGUGUACUUAUAUUUUUUGUGCAUGAUCUGCUUCCAGCUGCAAGCUAACAUAUUGACUAUUCAGGGUGUUAAUGUAUGUUCAAAAAUGAUCACCACUGAAUCACACCUGUUUAAAAUUAACCAUCAUCUACAUAAUUGAAAUGACCCAGUAGGGCCUCAGUGUGUUGAUGUGUUCAGUUGCUCUUGGUCUAACACUUCGGUUUCUCUCCAUCUGUCUCUACUCCUGCUUUCCUCCUUCAAUCUAGCCAAGCUGGCCACUCUAUUUAAGGCUCAGAAAAUGCUGGCUCAUCUUUCAGGAACAUUGAUUAGCCACAGGGCGGCUGAAAUAAUUAGUCCCCAGCUCAGCAACACUAGACACAACGUGGGGCUUGUUUCCAAGCAUGUUGAAAUGAUGUAGCAUGUUGAGACUCUCGGUGCCUUUGGGACAGACGACAAGGUUCACACAAUAUUUGAGGCCAUUUCUCUUCUAGGCGUGCACCACAGCCAGCUCUGAUUGGUGGGUUACUCUUCACAUCAGGUCACAUGGAUAAAAAGUAUCUGUUUAUUUAUAUUACAUUAGUUGUAACCACAGUGAUAUCAAGUGCAAAAUGUCUGUCAGAUAUGAGCUCACCAUUUGAUCAUCUCAUUCAUACUGUUGCUCUUUAUUUUAACAACAGUUUAUUAUGAAAAAAUAUUUAAUUGCAUCCAUAUCCAACCAAAAAAGCCAGAAGAAGCCAGCCUCAAUGACUCAAAUCAAUAAAUUGUAGAAAGUGUGUUAAUGUGCGUCAAGGGUUUGGUGUGAAUCACAGAAACCAAUUCUAAAUCAUUAACCCAGCCUCAGCAUUAUUAACAACUUGGAAGCAUUGAUAUUCCCUUGAGCACCUCUAUUUUUGCUAGGACUAAAGAGAAACAUUUAUUUAAUGUAAAAUCAAUGAACAUGACAUGGUAAUUUAUGUGACAGGCAGACCAAUUCAUUUGUGGGUAAGGGAGCUGUUCUAACCCCACCUGUGUUUCACAUUCGGCUCUUUUCACAUAUGUGUGCCGAGCCCCAUUUAUCUGUCUUUUACUAUCCCUAUUACUUUGAUGUUUUAAUAGGUUAUUAUCACUGCUAUAAUAACAGCUUUGGCUAAAGGUAUUCAAAGAUAAUUAUUUUCCAUUACAUUGAUUUAUGUUUCAGGUAUAUCUAUGUGCCAUUAGGAGGAUCACACCACGGUACUCUUUACAAAAUGUUAUCCACCGGCCUUGCAUUUGGAUUUGUCUGCCUCUGGCAUGGCGGCCAUGACUACCUGCAGUACUGGGCUCUGAUGAAUUGGACUGGAAUCCUUGUGGAGAACGGGCUUAAGUCCCUCCUCACUUCAUCUUUUGUUCGCUCCAUUGUUGUAAGUUUGAAAUCCAAGCAAAUACCUCUUGACAAAACAUUUAGUUAACAGAGAUCUAAUCCUAGAUGAACGUAUUUCCACUCACUUAAGAUGCGUUGAAGUGAUGACAUUUUUCCUCUCAGCUAGAAAUAAAGGGGUCAUGAAAUCUGAUUUAAUAGGAGAUAAUAGCUUAAGCUGCUCCAGUAAGUGCAGACUAGUUGAAUCCUGUCACAUCUAAGUGGCAUAAUCAGUUAACACCCAACACUAAUGUGAAGAAAAGUCUCUUGAUACAAUAGAGACGUUCAGGCUAUUCUGGUUUCUUCGGCCUCUAGCUGUAAAAGAAGGUUCUCGUUUUCUAAAUAGUGGUAAAAAGCUGAUGGCACACUGUGUUCUCCCCUAGUUUAUGGUCCCACAGUUCAUUAGUGCCAGGUGCUUUGCCUCUCUUUCUUCCUCAGAUUUAUGAUGAGAAUCUUUUGUGGUUCUCCUGCUUGUGCUUUACUGAUUUCCCAGGAGCAGAAUUUCUCUGCGACAAUGGAAAGGCGUUGCACUGCCCUCCUCUCAGCCUGCUCCACUGCCAUGCUCAUCCUCUCUAAUCUGGUAUUCCUUGGGGGGAUACACGUAGGCAGAAUCUUCUGGAAGCGUGUCUUCAUUCAAGGUAAAGUGACCUCAACAACAAUCACUCAAAAGACUGACGUUUCAGGUGGCAGUUUGUUUCCAAAACAGUUCAUCGUGUAGUUUUUUAAUCAGAAAGUUGGCUGCAUUACAGGAAAAUUCUCUCAACUCACGUAAUGAGAAUCAAGAAUCGUGAACAGUGUGUAGUAAAAUGAUUACAAAUGCUGCUCUUGUUUAGCUCUGAUAUGUAGCAGUAAUAUUGGUGGAGGCUGAGGCUCUGUUUAUUCCGGGUAUCUCUAUGCAUCUGCAUGGGCAAAUAGACAGAGACAUCUGCUUUAUGUUUGUGCCAGUCCCUGUUUUGCUCCCUGCGUCUUUAUUUGGCUCAUUUAGUACCUAAAGCAAGAUGGCAGACCCUCCUAAAGCCUGACUGCUAAUGAUAAGCAAUCUGAGCUGCACUCGCCACUGGGCUGGGAGCAGACAAGCAGAGUCUGUGCCCAGAGCUCAGCUCAGUGCUGGGAUACAUUAAUAAGCAUAAAUAUAUUCAAAGGAUCAAACUUUUUCACUGGCAUUGUCCAAAAAUGGUAAAAUCAAAUGUUUUUUAACCAGCAUUGAUUGUUUUUGUUUUUUCUGGGCACUUGCAAACCAAGCUGUUAACCCUUUGGGGAUAUUGUCAUUGAACAUUGAUACUGGUGUCAGAGAAUUGAUUUUCCUUUUUGCACAUUAGGUAGUUACCGGACAACAUUAAUAUGCUCAUACAUGUUAUUCCAGUUUCAACUUUUCUAUUGUUUUGACUUCCACCUUCUGUGACCCAUGAGACUGAAUCACAUCGGUAGAAAUGCUGACUCUUUAAACCAAAACAAUGACGGAAAAGAUGAUUAAAAACUCUGAUAAGAUGAUCAAGAGUACAGAGCUGGGCGAUCUCUGAAGCUGUGAGUUAACCUUCUGGCAUUAAAGGGAUAUUCCAGUGAAAAAUUAAGUUACGGUCAAAGACACAGUAACACAGAGUUAGACACCCCGUCGAGAGAUGAAUUUUGUCGUUCAAUAAUCAUAAAUGUUCUUCCUUGAACUGCGUCACCCCGCUGUGGUAAUGGAGGUCGUUUGAGGUCUCGCUACAAACAAGCGGCUGCUGGAAGAGAGUAGGUGAGUUGUGUUUAGUCUCUUUGCUACAGAAAUAAGGCAAAGCUAAAAUGAUGUUUGCUGGCUAGUACUGUGGCUGGGACUCUUCAUUUACUGUUAAUGAAGUUAGGUGCUGUUCUGAGCGUUAUUUGUGGUUAUAGAGUGGCUUUUUGUUGAGCGCAUUGCUCCUGAGACUGCUGUGUAUUGCUAUCUUGUGGUCGUUACCAAAGUUGGUAUAACUAGAGAAGCAUGCAGUCGGCAACAUUCAUCUGUCACUAGGGUGUCUAACUCUGUGUUAUGGUGUGUUAGACCCAACUUAAUUUUACGCCGGAAUAUCCCUUUGAGAAGUUAACUGAAUAAAUUGUAUGAAAAAAUAUAGGUUGUGCAGAUCUAAAUAUGACUUAUAUGUUUGGAAACUUAAAGCUUUGUGUAAAAUCUGAGCAUUAACUUGAAGUCAAGCUGUGACUUUCUUAAAAAUGGAUAUAUUCCAGGCACCAGUUAAGCGUUAUUGGGGCAGCAAUAAAUUGCCUGAAAGCCUGGCAGUUUUCAGAGCGAACUACAUACACCCGGGUCCUGUUUCCUGUGCUUCUGACCCCUUUCAUACACACCAUACCAUGAAAAUGGUAUUAAAGAAGUUGGGAUAAAUCUAAAAAUAAGAGCAGAGGGCUGGAAACACACAGUAUCUGCUGUGAAUUAUUGAGAGUGAACGCUAUUAACUGAAGUGAAAUCCCAGUUUGCUUUUACAGCGACAUGUACAGUAAGAGCAAGUACCGGAGCUUACUUAAAUUUUUAAACAGAGCAUUGAGUGGCGACUCAUUAAUUGUGUUCAUUUCACUGAGUGUUUAUGUUGUUGUGUUUUAUUUUGAAAUAUAAUGCACCAUCCACGUAUGCCUGAGGCCUUUCCCUUUUGUCUGCAUGUGUCUGCAUAAUAUACCGGUGAGGGAGAGUCGUGGUUUGCUUCAUUAACAUAAGAUCAAUGCUUCUAAAUCAGCCUGUCUGGAAUUUUUACUGGUGCCGGCAGAAGCGUAAUUGCUCUCUGACCUCACUGGUGAAUAAAAACCACGAUCACUGUCUCUGUCUACAUUCAUAUAUUGACUGAGAAGAUACUUUGUGUGUUACUGAGCUGCAAGCAUGUGUCUGCAUUUUUCUCUGAGCUCUGAUGUGCAACAUAACUACACAGACAUAAUGCUUUUGAUAACUGGAAGUUAACUAGUAGCUGGAUUCAGAGUAAAUACUGUAAGAAAUCUUUUUUUUUUCCAACCCAAUCAUCACCAGUCAAUGCCUAUGCUAUUAUUUUUAAUGAAGAGCUGUACUUAUGUCAAUCCAUUUCCUAUAAAAGAGAAUUUAUGUGAACACAGGAGCUUAAGGGACAAGGACUUGAUAACCCAUUUCAGUGUCCUCUCCACUUUCCUUUCAUUCUUAGGUCCCAAGUUGCUAGUCAGACUGUAAAUGUAGACUCUGCAGACAACCGGAUUGUUUGGCUGUGAUAUCCAAACACCAGAGGCCUGGAAACAUCAGUCCUAGAUAAUCGGCUAUGUGGUCAUCAAACAGUAGAUGACUGAAAUUGCCUCUAUUGCAAUCAUAACCCCAGAGCCCAUGGGCUAUCAUUUGAUGACGGUAAUCCUGGGCAGCAGUCACCUUUGUUGGCUUCAUGAAGAGACAGCAUACUGGAGUACAAGACUUAUUGCUGAGGUUUUCUCUUUUGUGUGUUGCCUUUGUUUACUGUCCACAAGCUAUUUAAGAUGUGAGAAAAAAGUUGCAGGUGAGAGACAGUAUCCUGGAGUGGACUGUGAGAAAUUUGUUAAUGGGCAUUAACGGAUGGUAAAACAUUGGUUGAAGACCAUUGAUGGGGUCUGUAGUUCCCUCACAGCUGAAGUGUUUUACUCCCUCUGUUCUCCUUGUAAAUUGUUUUCCUUCAUAAAGCCAAUGCCUGCCGACUCAAGAGAGCAUUUCCACGCAGAAUCUGUAAACAGAUAGGAUUUCAAUUACAGUCACUACAGGCAAACAGCAUAUAUUGUUGACUACAAACAUUGAAAAAGCAGACAGUAGUGCAUGGUCAGUCACUGCAGUUUGAUAAAAAUGUUUGCUCUUACAGUGUUUAAAUUCAAGAUAAGAUUUUUAUGACUUUAAGAUGAAAUGAAAUGGUAUUUUCUAUACGUUAUAUCUGAUAUAUGUUUUAUAUCAUUUUAAGACCAGAUCAUUGAAUUUCCUUUGCUUCUGAUACGCAAACUCCACUUGAUGUACUAAACUGAAGCUGGUGUGAGAAACUGUAGUUCCUUGAGUGUCCACUUGAGGCCGGCUCCAGAAAUCCAGGAUUCCCAUCAGCACCCAUGUUACAAUGCUAAUUUUUGCAGUAUGAAUGAGCAUGUUAAAAAACGGCUACAAAAAUGGUUUUGGUCUGAAUACCCCAUUUCUUUUUUGACAAACACUUUAUAGGGAUGAUUUUACUUAUUAUUCAUCCAUCUGAAGGAUACGAAGACUAAGAGUUCUGCAUAAAUUCUGGCUGCAUGGCUGAGUAUACAAACAGGCAGAUAUGAUAAAACUGCUUACAAGAUGGCUCAGCUUCACCUCUUUGUCUGUGGAAAGGCUGGCUAAAUGUUGUGCUAAGUCAGCACUUCUAUUUAUGGUUACAAAACCCCUCAACCCCUCUCUCUGGGAUCUAUUUUAUACAGUCCAUAAAUAAAACUGGUAACCUGAAAAUGUGCAACAGAUUAAGCAAAGCUUUUGUACAUUAGUGUGGUAGCAUUUGCUAAUUAGCACCAAAAAGUACAGUUGAGGCUUACAGAGAAAGUGUUUAGACAACAUCUAAAAUAACAAGUCAAAACUCUGACCUGGUGAUGGAGCUGGACGGAAAGCUUAGCAUCACUAGAGAGAUAAUGCAUCCAUAGAGCAAUAUGACGGUUUGUUCAGUUCAACAGAGAGACAUUAAUUGAAACAAAUGAUAGAUACAACAAAGACAUUAAAUUUAAAACCAUUUGUGAACGUCGUGGUGAUGCCAGAGGGAAAAGCCGCCAAUGUUGUAAUAAUUCAUCGUUUUGGUGCCAUGAAUGUCAGUACACAGAGUUGUAAAAGAUCAUCCACAUUUGCUAUCUUACUUGAGUUGUAUUUUAUUUCAUCGUCGCUGGUGAUUGUACAAUAAAGGAAAACCAAAACCAUGUUCGGUCAUCAAUAGUGUGUCAUAUUUGGUUUUGGUUGUUACUUCUCUGCACUUCUUGGCCUUAUCUUCUUAUUUGAGCUCAGAACCUCAUGUUCACUGAAUUACAAAAGAAGCUAAUGUGUAAUUGAAGCACUUGUUGAUUAGAGUCGUAGCAAUCAGCUGGCAGAACUGGGUUAUUCAUUAUAAUUGCAAUUUUUCUCAUCUUUUACUCUUUUCCAUUGCUUCAUAAUUAGUCAUUUAAAGCAGCAGAGCCAGUAAGACAGCACUGAUCCAUUAUCAAACGUUUAAAACUUAAACUUACUCACAUUUGUCUGACUUCGUUAAUGUUCUGUUUUUCACUGUUAGUAUAGAGAAAGUUACAGCUAGAGUGGGAUCACUGCUGGGUGAAUAUAUGUCACACUGAGAGCGUUAAUGAAAUUUACACACUUGCCAAGACUAACACCUUGGGAUGUCUUGGCAUAUUGACAAAAGUUGUACUGGAGUUUAAUCUAUUUGGCUCAUCAGAUUCUUUUGUAAAGAAGGUCUCUGGUUUAGUGUUUGUCUAAUUGUUUCCUAAUCCCAACAUGAUGCAUGUCCUUCCCUAUUCCCUCCUUGGAUGUCAUGUCUCACACUAGCUACCCAUUACUUGUAUUUUUACAUUCUCGACUUUUGCGUUGUCCAACUAUCCCCAAACUGGUUCUCCCAGUGUUAGCCAAUGCAUCCUUUGUCUUAUGCAGACGGAAAACUGUCAGUACAGCUGUGCAUAAUGCAGUCCAUGUGUAAGUGAAUCAGAUUUUGACAUGAAUAGAAGAGAAUAGACCAUUGAAAAGCAUUGUGAGUGCAGGUGUGGGUUACUGAGAAAAUCUGGAGAGAAGCCAGUUUGGGAGAAGCUGCAGACAGCUGUCCUUACCUGCCUGCUCGACUCUCUAAGAAGCAGCUAUAAAUAGAAAGAGAGAAUAAUCAUAAUACAGCUCUGGACAGCAGAAACCUUGCUCCUAUUACCUCUGCAACUGCUGCUAUGUAGCUCUGGAAAAAAUGCUGUCUUGGUAGUAGUUAUCUGAAAAUCAGAUGGAAAUAAUGGUCACUUUGCAGCUACAUUUAAUCCUAAAUCUGUAUUUUUCUGGAUGAAACCCAAAUGUGGGUUGAAUUGAAUAAAGGACUGAAUCCUCUGUGAGUCUGCAAACUAAUCUUUAUCUAAAAAAGAGUCCAAAUCUGUCUAAAUACAGUCAAAGUAAAUCACCUCUGUGUUUUCUAUCUGAUUUCAGGCUGGUCUACCAUACUCCCACCAAUGCUGGCUUUCCUCUACUGCUUUGCUCAGAUCGGACUGGAGUGGACUUCUUACCCGCCAUGAGUCACCUUGACUUUGUUUGGGAGUGUGAAUCCCUGCCACUGGACAACCACAACAGCCUGCAGAGUCCACUGCCUCCGUCCUCACCAGCUUGAGAGUCUGUGGCGAACCUGGCUUGUGGCCCCAGAAUCUGUCCAAAAGCUGGCUGGAGUGAAGCUGAGCAGCCACUUUUCACAUCCUGCAAAAUCUGUCUGUAAGCUAAAACCCUUACGAAACUCUCAGAGGAGAGAGUUUCCUGUACUUGGGUGAAAUUUAAGUGCACACGAACUGCAAAAGAAUGAGUCUAAUGCCGUAAAUUCAAGGAAGUGUACAUAAGCAGUCUUUGCAGUUCAGUUUCAAGGCAUGUUUACAACCCACUAAGCCUUACUGAUUCACCAUUAUUCUGAGAAACAGUAAAAGGAAAUAUAGACGCUGAAUCUGUCUCGGUUAUGUGACUCUGAUAAGAUAUUGCUCAGUAAGCUGGCGAAAUGCUAAUUCCAUAUUUACUGUCCUUUAGCUCGACACAAAGGCAGUUGUGUAUUCAGGUGCAGACAAUAGGCUCACAGGGCUGAAUAGAGCCCUGGGAACCUGAUCAAUGUCAUUAUUUCCUCUGCAGAGGCAAUUUAGACAAAGUGGAAUGAAACUAAUAUUUGUAUAUGAAUUAUUCCUAAAGUGAAAGAAAGACUACACAGUAUAUUUGAAUUCAACACAUUGACUGAUGACAUUAAUCCACUGGAGAACAGGUUAUUAUUAUUAUUAUUUUUUUUUUACAUCCGUGCAAAAAAUGCUAAACAAAAAAACAGACUUUAUUAUUUCUAAUCAACUUUGUGUCUGCAACUCCUUCAAUCUUAAGAUUCAUCCAUGCAUUCAUUAAAUCCUUGUAUUCAAAAUAAAAUUAUAGAUACCCAUCAAUACAUCCACUGUUAUGCUGUGUAAGAAAUCGACAACCUUUUUGGUAGAAAAGUUGUUAAAGAACUUUUAUUAAGGGUUAAUGAUAAAACUGAGAAAACUAGGAACAAUUUGCAUAAAUGGACAAAAUGCAAAAAUGUGUUCAUGUCUUAAACAUCUCAUAUCAAGUCUGUGGCACUGAUCUCUCAGUGCUCCUGGACUGUUGCUCUUCAAAAAUAAUCCAGUAAUACUUAAUUUAUUUGUUUUCAAACUGAAUGCCUUUUUGUGUUUGUUACAGAUGCUAGUUAAUCAAGUUUAGAAUCUAUUUGUUUCUGACUCUUUUUAACCUCAGUGAAUAUGUUCAUACUGACAAUAUGUGUCAUACAACCAUUGAAACUGUCGCUCUGUGAUCUAAACACUUCAUUGGACCUCUGGGCUGUACCAAGCUUUACCAAGACUCACUAAAAUUCAUUGCGGUCAUUUCACUUAACCAUCCAUUGGUGGAUUUUUCAACUACUUCCAAUUAUUUUGGGGGUUUCUGAACAUGAAAGCAUUUACUGGUGUUAAUUUGCACUGGAAGGGAAUGUCCAUUAUUGACCUGAACAAGCAAAAAGAUCAUUGUAAUAAUCAAUAAUAUUGCAUUGAUCAAUGAUAAAAGAUACAAAUUUGCAGAUCCUUCAUCUUGAAACUGCUCAAGAGUGAAUCGGAUGACUUAAAGUAGAAGAAAAGGUUUUAGCUGUUUGUCCAGCGAUGGUUAGUUUGACUCCAUUACUUGGUGUUAAUAAGUUAUCGCAUUUAUAAGUGUUUGUGUCUACUCUUAACAUUUCAUAUCACAACAAACAUGCAAGUUUUAUCAACAGUUUUAUUAAGACAAACAGUUAUGUUUUAGCAAGGACUAAAUACGCUGCUUUAAUGAGCUUAUCUGUGCUUUAUUGUGUCUUCUGAGCCUAGAAAGUGCCUUUCUGCAAAAAGAAAUCUGAUCCUCUUACUAUUCAAACUGCACAGUAAGGAAAGCAAACAGCUUCAGGAGAUGGCAUCUGAGAAGAUUAGUUUAAGAAUAUGUUAAUUUUAAGUCAGUGGUGCCAUUGCUGAAAUUUAUCAUUUACAUAAAACUCUCACGUUGCCUUUGGCCUGCUGCUUUUUUUACUUUCCUGCCAUGACAACUGAGAGCUUCCAAGGUUUAUUUGUCUGGGUUCUCAAUCAGUAAUCUGCCUUACCUGCACAGGUCUGCGGUUUUUAAUUUGGUCAGUAUUUGAUUAAAAGGUUGAAUAAUUAAUUGGCAGAUAAGUGUGUUAUCUGGAGUUUGUUUUUCUGGAGUGUCUUCAUUUGUUUAUAUGCGUUUGCUCAGGAUUAGUACACCUUGAGAAGCAUUAGAAAGGAUCAUUGUGGCUGAGGCCUGGUGGGGCCCUAAGACUGUGAGGUUUAUCUCAUGUAAGAAGAUCAGCUGGAGAAUACACCUGCUGUGUUACACCUUCAAGAUAAUCCGCCAUGUCAAAGAGACUAAAAGCACACAGACGGUACAUUGCAUCCCCCAAAGACAGCAGACAAGUGUACAGUAUGUAUAAAAUAUUUAUUUUGAAUAGUACAGUAUGUUACUGUUCAAAACAAAGAGUCAUCAUUGUGCUUGAAAUAGUUAUAUUUCUCAUCACGUGGAGUGUGAACAAAGAGGCAUGUGCAUAAUACAUUAACCAUUCAUAAAUUUUUAUACUUUUCCUUUAGAAUCCAAACACUGCAAUAUAUUUGUGCAUAUAUAGAUUUAAUAUAUGUGUGUAGGGUAUAGCUGUUUGGCAGCUAUGUGGAGCUGACCACAAAAAUACUUCUGUUCUAUGAAACAGUUUCAUUGAGAUGGUAGUAAAUUAGAAAUUGAACUCUAGUUUUCUCACUGCAGGCCUGGAAAUGGGUCGAUACGAAAGGCACAGUGUUGCAUGCGUUUAUUCAAAUAAGUGACUUCAGGUAAAAGUAACGACAUGAUAAUGACAAGUUUGGUGAUUGGACCUUUCUGUAUAAAUGUUGCAGUAUAUAGCAACAUAUUGCUUUUAAGGGUCUUGUCUGAGUGUUUUAGCCUACUUCUCAUUUUAGUAACACAUCCACACUGUAUUGCUGAGAAGUUCUGCCAACUGAGACAGGUAAGCAAAGACCUCAUUUUUUAUCUUUUUAGUUAUUUAUGUAUGAAAAUCUCUCAGAUGCUGUUCCUGUCUAGUUAGUUUAAGAGGUAAAGGGAGUUAAAAAAAGAACUGUGUAUUGACAGUGUAAAAAAUACAAUACACAUUAAUACAAAGGAAACACAUAUUUGAAAUCUUUUCAGCUGAAACCAGUUAGUUUAUCAUACUUUUGGAUGAGCUUGUUGAAAAAUAAGGUGAUCUGUCUGUUUUAUAAAUCAGCUUUGGCAAUACAAGUCUUUCAAACAUAACCUUGCCCUUCUAGCUUAAAAACAAAGAACUAGAAAUAUAACAUAUUUCUAUUUUUCUUUGUGUGAAAAAAACAUUCAAAAAAAUAAGGUAAGACUGAGCUGGUAAAGAUGCUUGCAAAAUAAGUUUCAUUGUAGUUGAAGACCAAUAAACCAAGAUCUCAUCAUGUACUGAGCCAUCCAGUCUCUAAGACAGAAACUGUUUUAUUUCUGUAGUAACCUUUUAUCAAAUACGUUUGUUGAUGAAAGCUGUCAGAUCUUUGAUAAAUGCUGUGACUGCGAUGGCAAAACUUUUAUAUCUUCCUUUCACACAGCUGUCAAAACUCCUCAGUGACACUGCCAAUCCUCUGUCCAUCUAUUAUGACUUUUAAACUCUUGACUCUUUUCUGUAGUGGCUGUGUGAACUCUCUUACAGGGAUAUAAAUAAGUGUUUUUAGUGUUCUUCCUCUCUCCAAGAGCAGCUUGUUUGUAAAAACUGCCCCAUAUGGCCCCUCAAACACUGGCUCCUCACUAGAGGAUUUCAUUGCAGUGAUGACUCUCACAUUUAUUUUUAGUGAGCUGAAUUUUUGAUGGGAGUGAAUGUGUUGGAGAGAAAAACCUUUUCACCCUUGACUGUGUCCAACUCUGCUCAUCUUGAUAAGAGUGGAGGCGUGCAGGAAACAUAAAUUAUCCAUUUGAAUAAUAAAUAAUAAAAAGAAAUAGUUAUUUUUUUCUGUCUCUGUCUCCUGAAGAAAGAAAGAUGCUUUUGCAGAAGUGUAAAACUUUGACUGGUGAUCUAAAUAGAAAAUAAUUAUCGUUUCUGUUAUGGGCAGUGUAUAAAUGAAUUCCAGUGUAACAAUACUCUAGUACAUUAGUGAAUAUUAAUGUGAAGUGUUUUCGCCAGUAGGCUUGCAGUAUUUCAUACAUUACUGAAACUAUUUUUUUGGUCAUGUAAUCACUGUAUUCUAUUUCCCAAUCAGAAAGAAAACUAUUUAUAAAGAAAAAAACUGAAAAUACGCAAAAUUAUUUAGUGUUGUUUUCUCAAAUUAUAGUUUAUUGUAAAAAUUGUAACAAUAGUGACAAAAGGUGUCACGCUUUCAUGACAUCUUCAAACACUUGCCAAAUUUCCAGGACAACUGUCCAAACCUUUAUCUUAAUGUGCAAACCCCCCCCCCAAAAAAAAAAAUAAAAAAUAAAAAAAUAAAAUAAAAACAAACAAACAAAAAAUAAUGCAAUAAAUUAAAAUAAAAUAAUAACAAUAAUAAAUAAAUAAAUAAAUAAAUGAAUAAAUAAAUAGAAACUGUGAUUGAAACAUUUUUUAAAAAUAAGCAAAAACUCAAAUUCAAGGAGCUGGGAUGAUGGUUUCAAAAGAAAGAUAACUGUUCUUUGAACAACCAUUAUAAACAUGGAUAUGUACACUUAAGUACAUGGUGUAAGUAAAUGUACUUUGUGACAUUACAUCUCUGGUUCAAGAAGAACAAGAAUGACCGCUGAUAUCUUAUUAUAUAGAUUAUUAUAUAUAGAAAACAAUCUAUUAAGGUCCUCAGUCUUAGUAGUCUGUAGCGAUCCGUCAAGCAGUUCAGUUUUUUUUCUAAACUGCGUCAUAGUUACCAAAAAUAGACAUAGUUUAUUUUUUUAUCAGUGUGUUAACAUUGAACACACAGUUAUUGCUUGUCUCUUACUUGAUGGUUGAUAUAGCUCUUCUAAUUGACAGUUCUUUAAUUAAACAACUUAAGAGUUUGGUAAUCCCCCCACCCCCCUCCCCCAUUUUUAAAUGUAUCCAUCCUUAUAUCUAUCCUUUCUUAUAUCUAUUGACUCAUAUAGUUGUCCUUCGCACCACCCUCUUACAUUCAUAUACAGAUAUUUAUUUUUGGUAAACAGUUUGAUGUAAACUGGGAAACUAGGGCGAAAGUGUGUAAGGGUUAUUAUGUGAGUCUGUGUCCUUACAGUAACUUAAAAGCUAAAUCUAAAAACAAAAGCUGAUUUUCAAAAAUAUUUUCAAUCAUACAUUUCUUUUGUAAACUGCUUCCUCUGUAAACUAUGUUUCAGCCCAUUUAUUCUCCUUUUAUGAAAUGUCACAUAUUAUAAGGAUCUUGGUUGUCUGCUCAGUUGACUCCCACUUCAAAAGUGCAUUUAGGGGACAGAUAAAAGCUGCAAGCAAGUUGAUAUGAUAUCCAAACAUCGGUCUCAGACAAAGCAAUCACAUUCCUGAAAGAGAUCGUCUGCAUAGGAAACAACAUCCCUAAACUUUACAGGUUGUACUUUUGCCUCCUACUCUAAGGUGAACCUGCAUUACACAGUUUCAUUGGAUGAUGUUAUUUUUUCUUGAAACAUAUAUUACAUCCUGCAUGCUUAAUGUGAGAAUGCUCCUCAGCAGACAAAAAAGGGCAAGAAAUUAUGGCUAAAACAAGGUUUCAGUGACUAUCUAGAUAUUAUAACAUGAACAAGCCUGUUCUUUGAUUUCAUUAUUUUACAUUCAUUUAUUUUAGAAAUACUGUGUAAAGGUCAUUCCAGCCAAUAUUUACUGAAGGACACCAUGUUGGGCUCUCAUACAGAGUAUCAUGUGUGUGGUAGUGCUGUAGUUUUAAUACAUAUGGAUUACUAAAAUGCAUGUCUGUCUUACUGCUGUCAAAUGACUUGCAUUUGUCAUCAUGCUCAUCUGCCCACGGUUUAUGGAAAAAUCAGCUCUCUGUAAAAAUCUGAUUGCAUGGCCAGAGUUAUCUGUUGUAUAAUUCAUAACCAUCCUGACAGUUGAUAUAAUAAAAGACUUAAUCAAUUGCUUUAGGAAAUCACUCUGUAAAUGUUUCAACAUCUGCAAAGACUGUCCUUUCUCACUGUCACUGUGAAAUAAUGUAAAUGACUUGCUGCCUGGCCCCUAUAAUCAAAUAUGCACCAUCGUCUGUGUGAGGGACAUGACUACUUUAUGUGGCAUGCAAAGAGUCUCAUAUAAAUGAUUCAAUAACAAACCACUGGGUCAUGCUGUUCUAUAAGACUCUUGCAUUACAACAAGGUCCUGCUGAGACUCCUAAAAUCUGACAUAGUCAGUAGAUUCUGGACUGCAAGCAAAUCAUUCAGGCUAGUUUCCAUUCAAAUACAAUGGAAAAAUACAUCAAACCUAUGUACAAAUCUUGCAUUUAAAGUUUUUAUGUAACCUCAGACACCAAGAGCUGGACUAUGACCUCGCCUUCCAUUGCUUACCAACGGGUACACCCCUACACUGGAGGCUGGUGUGUCCUAAAGACAGCACUGUCACCUUUUGUAGAAGGUGUAGCUUCAGCUAGCCGAGUAAUACUGACAUUACUGGAUUACAGCUGAGUUUAGACUUCAUUGUUUUGGAUGAGCCACCCUUCAAGAGAAGAAUUCCUCUUUGUCCAUUUCUGGUGAAGCAGGUCGAGAAACAUCAAAAAGAGGCUGCGGUGAGCCAGGACUCAAUUUCCGUUCUUUGAGGAGGUUAAGAGCUUCUGUGAGUUGUGCCUCAAGGCUGGACACUCGGACACCCAGGCUCUUUAUGUCGUCCUUUAGCUCCAGCUUGAGCUCCUGAAGUGAGGCCUGCAGAGUUUGCUCUGGGAUGGGGUAGAAGGGAUGCCUUGUCUCCGGAGGCUGGACGGGGCUGCGGUCCUGUGGCGUCAAACGGCAAUCGCCCACUUUGUCCAGACGCAAGUCACUUUUUGUGAUCCCACUGUCACAUGAGUCCGUUUUCUUUAAAGACAUCUGAGAAUCAAUCACCUUGGUCCGUUCAGGUAACGUCUCCAUGGAUUCAGCUUUGGACACUUGAUUCCAGUUGUCAGCUUUGGCCAUGGACUCCUUGAAGCGACCCCAGCCUUUAGCUUUGGGUAGUUCAGCAGCACGGCCUCCAACCAGAGAUACUGGAGCUGGCACUUGCAGCUUGGACUUCUCUGAGGGAGUACUGAUGGGGGGAGUUGAAGAUGACGGCGUGGAUGGUGAGGGUGUAGCAGGGCUCUCUGUCACAGUUAUGAUGCUGGUGGUUGUAAUGGCUGUGUUAGCCAUUGGGACAUCCACAUACAUGGGCCCUUUUUCAAUGUCCUGUUCAUCAAGUUCUGGUUUGUCGGUCCCCAAGCGGGCCUCCUUCUGUUGUCGAAACCGCUGAAAGAGUUUCCGUACUGGGUGAUCUGGAGGCAGGUUCAGAGGGGCUUCAUUUUUACGUCUCUGUCGCUCCUCCUCUUCUCGCUUCACAUCACUGAUCUUUCGGAAGACGAUCUAAAAGAGGAUUUAAAGAUGACUUCAUCAACAUGGUUACACUCAUCACUUUAUUGAUUCUAUGGUAACUCGACCUUUCACGAUCAGUUGUGUCAUUUAAAUAGAAAAUAAUAUUACAAAACAAUUGAUUCAUCUUCAGUUGAUUGAACAGGUGCACUGACUAAAGACUGUACAGUCUGUGAGAGUACAUUGUUUCAAAAUGUCUAUGCCUCCGAAAUGUCACAUCAAAUAGGCAAUUCCCACGACACAAAGGGAAAGUUCACAUCCUGC